Molecule: messenger RNA, 2247 nt
Organism: Symbiodinium sp. CCMP2592
Lineage: Eukaryota; Dinophyceae; Suessiales; Symbiodiniaceae
Source: the annotation of a GenBank genome assembly
AUGGCAGGAAUCGAAGGUCACGAUUUCCACAGCGAGAUGGAGGACCCGAUUUCUGCGAUAGUUCCGGCCAUCGACGGCCGAAGCAGCGCCGGCACAGAGGAUGAUUUGGAGGAUGAGCUGCGCGGAAGGGCGACCAUCCGCUCUAAAGCUUUGCGGGACAUCCUUCUGAAGCCGGUCGCGGAACGAACCCGCGAGGAGGUGGAUGAGGUCUUCCAUGCCGUAGACAAGCUGCAGGUUGCGUUCCUUGCGAAUCUGGACAAGGAUGCCAAGCGAGCGAUAUGUGAGCGCUUAAAAUGGGAGGAGUUCGAGAAGGACUCUCUGAUCUUUGACUACGGGGCGGAAGGGGACAAGCUCUACCUGAUCUGGAGCGGAACGGUGGAACUGAAGGUUCCCAAGGAGCGGGCCGAAGGUUCGACGAUGCUCCACUGGGCGAAACCGAUGAGGCUGGAGCCUGGAAAGGUGUUUGGUGAGAUCGCGCUGAUGAGCGAGGAUUGCAAGAGGAAGGGACGGUGUACCGCCCUGAAGCACUCCGAACUGCUCUCGCUUCAUCGCCACGACUUUCAGACUGUCGGCGUGUCCCAGGAGAGUGGUGUAAGGGAGCGAGCUGCCUUCCUCCGCUGCGUGGAGGAGGGUCUCCUCGAGGACAUGUCUUACGUGGAUUUGCAGGCCAUGGCCGGCAACCUGACGGAAAAAAGCUACGUCGGUGAGCACGAGAUCCUUCAACAGGGCGCUGAGGUGGACCGGGUCAUCUUCGUGAAGAGCGGCUUCUGCAAGUUAGUACGGCAGCUUCACCCCAAGUGUACCGAGAUGUUCUGCCGUUACGCCCAUUAUGGCGACCCCAUGCCGAACCCUUUCGCGGCGGGGGAGGAAGGCCUUCGCGUGGGGCAGAAGGGGGUCUGGCCCGACCAGCAUCAGCGGAAGAGGCGGCCAAAGAAGUCGGAGGACAGUUCAGCCAACGCUGAAGCACCCUUCAGCAUCAAGUCCCUGGCGGGCCAUCAGAUGCUCAAGAAGGUGAUGCCCCUGGUUGAAAAGACCGAGGAGGCAGAGGAGACCAGCCCAGCAGGGGAGAAGCGGCCCCGCUUCAGGACGGACACCAACAGCAGCUCCUCUGCCGAGGCUCCGACACCGCAGGACAGUGGGCCUGCGGCCGGCCAGAGCUUGCAAGUGGUGGUGGAUAUCAUCUCCAAAGGAAGCUCCGUGGGUGUCAUGGAGUUGAUGGAAGGCCUCACUUACCAAUGCACUGUGAUCUCAGCUCCGCUGGCAGAGAUUUACUCCAUUUCCAAGUUCGACUUCAUCAGGGCCCACAAGACCAUCACGCACCGGCUUUUCUGCAACUACAAGGCCCGCUUGUCAGACUCGCAGCUGAUAUGGCGGCUGGUGCAGAAAUACAGGUGGGACCACUACAAGAAAGGCCUUCUGUCGGAGAUCAGAUCCUGGCACAGCUCGGCAAGCCGCGGAAUCAUCGACAGGGAAGAUCCCGCCCCGAUGACCGGCGGCAGCUCCUUGGGUGAUGAGACCUGCCUUCGUGUCGGCCGUGGCGACAAGCUCUGGGACGCGCGAGCACAGACACCGCCAAAUGCGACCUACGAUCCCGACCGAGCGGUCAAGCAGAUCUUCCACGUGGAGUGCACGAGAGACGAGGACGGCAAGCCCGUCGUCACGGUCGAUCGCGAGCAGCGGGAUGCUUCCAUGGAUGACUUCGAGCGGAAGCUGCAGGACACCAUGGCAACCGCCCGGUACAGAGACAAGCUCCGCAGGACGGCGAAGAACGUGGCCGCUGGUGCGGAGGUGGAGAACGGCGCUUCGAAGGCCGGCCCGAAUGCUGUGGCCUUGACGCAGGAGCUCGAGGAAGCGGCAAAGAAGACCCUAGAGGAGUACCAGCAGGUCCAGAAGGAGCGAAUCGAGGGACUGCGUCAAGCAGCGAGGGACAAGGUGAAGUCCGAGAAGGCACUCAACCAACCCAGACGCUCUGCGAGGCCGACGUUGCGGAAAAAUCAAGCCAGACAGGACUUCGCAGGUCCAGCGAGUGCCAGGGGUCCAACCAGCCCGAGGGAUAAACGAGCGACGGUGGCUGUUCCGGGCUCACCAGAGCCCGGAUCCGUUUCCUUGCCCGCCGUCCGUAAAAUUCGGAGUAUCCCGUCCAAAUUGCAGCCGGGAGAUCCAAGGCCUUCGUCAACCUCGCCGAUACCCUCACCCAGAAGUUCAAGAAGGUCACGCCAAUCUGGGUCUCGCGAAACAGGCGGGUGA